GUUGGGCGGUGAUAUCAGAAGUAGUAGUUUGAAUAGCAGUAGUUGUUUUAUAGAUAGCAGUUUAGACAGUAGUAGUUUUGAAGAUAGUAGUUUGGGUAGUGGUAGUAGUUUUAGAAAUAGUAGCUUGGGUGGUGGCAGUAGUUUCAAAAAUAGUUGUUUGGGCAGUGAUAAUUUAGAUAGUAUAAAAG
Molecule: messenger RNA, 188 nt
Organism: Racocetra persica
Lineage: Eukaryota; Fungi; Glomeromycota; Glomeromycetes; Diversisporales; Gigasporaceae
Source: the annotation of a GenBank genome assembly